Messenger RNA from Coccidioides immitis RS, 1450 nucleotides. RefSeq lists its product as uncharacterized. The record is from RefSeq and is a predicted model, not a curated record. The transcript has 2 exons. Lineage: Eukaryota; Fungi; Ascomycota; Eurotiomycetes; Onygenales; Onygenaceae. Bases 533 to 910 code for a protein of 125 amino acids.
CAGCAUAGCUCAGGCACUUGCAACCAGCUCGAAAGAAAAUGGCAGCUGUUUGGGGGAAAGAAGGCUGUGCUCCGCGUCUUUGUCUUGGAACAGAACCUUCAAGUACAAUGGCGACACCGCGACUAGCUCGCAACGUCUGCUAGAUGCAAGCCUGCUCCACCAACCAAGCGACAACCUUUCCGAGUUACAAAGCCACACGCCACCCCAAGUGCUCAAAGACUUGAUGAAUGCUGAGGACCCGGGCCAUUGCACCUUUUUCAACCCAAGAGUGAAACUCAAUUUACCGCGGACAACAACAAGAUGGAGUGUAGAACAAGAGCGCGAAUUGACAAAUCCCCGCAAAGACCAACCCGAUUGGUGACCCAGACCUGGGUAAGGUUGCAGAGCUACAGGGACAUUGGCUGGAAGAUUUUCAAUUGAGAAGUUCAGGGUUGAUUCGUGGGACUGGCAAAAAUGGAACAACAAAGACCUGGAGGUGCGCGGGAUUGAGGACGACGCGCAGAGAGAAUCAAACCUACAGCUAUUCCUUUGCAUGAAGCUGCAAUGGACGCCAUUCAUGAAUGGUCGCCGGAUCGUCUCAGCAAAGCCACUGGAAACAAAUUUGUUUGUAUCAGGUCUGCAGAUGCGAUAUGCGAUUUGCGAGACUACAAGGAAGGCGUUUGAAGAUGCUAAAAGAUGGCUCAAGGGCUCUAAUGAAUGCACAAAGUUGGUUAUUGUUGUUGAUGUCAAAAAAAGGAUAUCAAGAGAAAGAACCGCUGAAACAACAGACUGGGGCCUUUCUAAGGAUGUACUUGGCCGGCUCAACUCGUUUGAUCUCACCGAACAUAUCCUACAGUGGCAUAAGGAUAACAAAUGUUCGCUAGUUGGAAGCUUCCAAGCAUGUUUCUACCUCUACUCUCGAAACCAAUAGCCGCAACAAGUGUGGAUAUGCGAAUUCUCCCCAGAUGAGCUUGAGCCAGGAUGUUUCAUAUGUGAAAGAAGCGGGGAUGUUUAUAUCACACAAAACGAGCUUAUACUUGAGCUGGAGGAAUCCGACUAUUUCCCGCUACUUCUCCAGGAGUUAUCACCCAAAACGCGAGAGCGUCUGAUCAAUCAUGAUUUCAAAAGAGCAUCUGAUGAAGCUUGGGAGAACCUGAAGGAGAUGGGGAAGAUACCCGGUCAAAAGAACACCAAUCACUGCACUUGUACAACCUGUGAAAGAACAAUCAGGUGUCUAAGUCAUAUGAGUUCACCAACAGGCAGGCCGUCGCCGCUCGAGAUAGCAUAGUUUUCCUUCCAGCUCCCAUGCAGCAAAGAGUCUUCGUUCUCACGUGGUUAUCGGAUAUAAAUCGCUCAAGCGCCAUGAUUGUCUUGCCUGAGAUUGAUCCCGUGUUUUGCUUGUCUGUUUAUGAGAGAUCGAGUGUUAUCCCCUUCAAAUAGAAUAUCUAGCUCAAAUCUAUCUGGUAAGGUG